CCAGGGGGACCCGCCCACGGGCGCGCCGGCGGACCCGCACCGACAGGCAGGCGGGCAGGCCCAGCGAGCCGGGGUCAGGAUGGUUUCGAUCCCAGAAUACUACGAAGGGAAGUCUAUCCUCCUCACUGGAGCUACCGGCUUCUUGGGGAAGGUGCUUCUGGAGAAGUUAUUGAGAUCGUGUCCUCAGGUGAAGUCCGUGUACGUGUUGGUGAGGCAGAAAGCCGGGCAAACCCCUCAAGAGCGAGUGGAGGAGUUACUCAGCGGUAAGCUCUUUGACAGAUUGAAAGAUGAAAAUCCCGAAUUUAAAGAGAAAAUCAUAGCAGUCAACAGUGAACUCACGCAACCCAAACUGGCUCUUAGCGAAGAAGAUCAAGAGACCAUCAUCGAUUCUGUUAAUAUUAUAUUCCACUGCGCUGCCACCGUCCGAUUCAAUGAAUCCCUUAGAGACGCCGUUCAGUUAAACGUGAUUGCAACCCGCCAGCUCGUCCUUCUCGCCCAGCAAAUAAAGAACCUGGAAGUGUUCAUGCACGUAUCCACGGCUUACGCGUACUGCAACAGGAAACACAUCGACGAAGUCGUCUACCCUCCCCCGGUGGACCCCAAGAAACUCAUCGAUUCUCUAGAAUGGAUGGACGACGGCCUGGUUAACGAUAUCACUCCCAAACUGAUAGGCGACCGACCCAACACGUAUAUUUACACCAAAGCCUUGGCGGAGUACGUCGUUCAGCAGGAAGGGGCUAAACUCAACGUGGCCAUCGUGAGGCCAUCAAUCGUCGGAGCCAGUUGGAAGGAGCCAUUCCCGGGCUGGAUCGAUAACUUCAACGGACCCAGUGGCCUCUUCAUUGCUGCAGGGAAAGGAAUCCUUCGAACAAUGCGCGCUUCCAACAGUGCCCUCGCCGAUCUCGUUCCCGUGGAUAUUGUGGUGAACACCAGCCUAGCAGCGGCCUGGUAUUCUGGAGUUAAUAGGUAUACCAGACCAAGAAACAUCAUGGUGUAUAACUGUACGACGGGCAGCACCAAUCCUUUCCACUGGGGUGAAGUUGGGAAUUAUGUAAAUGUGUUCUUCAAGCUGAAUCCUUUAAACCAGGUGUUCAGACGCCCCAAUAUUAAGUUCUAUUCCAACACCCUCUUGAUUCAUUAUUGGAAGGGAGUCAGACAUAUAAUACCCGCCUUACUGCUCGAUCUUGUCCUCAGGUUGACAGGUCAGAAACCGCGGAUGAUGAAAACAAUAACUCGUCUUCAUAAGGCAAUGGUGUUCCUAGAGUACUUCACAAGCAACUCUUGGGUGUGGAAUACUGAUAAUGUCAAUAUGUUAAUGAACCAACUGAACCCCGAAGAUAAAAAGACAUUUAAUAUUGAUGUGCGACAGUUGCACUGGGCAGAAUAUAUAGAAAACUACUGUAUGGGAACUAAGAAAUAUGUGUUGAAUGAAGAAAUGUCUGGUCUCCCCGCAGCUAGAAAACACCUGAACAAGUUGCGGAACAUCCGUUACGGCUUCAAUACUAUCCUUGUGAUCCUGAUCUGGCGUAUUUUUAUUGCGAGAUCACAAAUGGCACGAAACAUCUGGUACUUUGUGGUUAGUCUGUGUUACAAGUUUCUGUCCUACUUCCGAGCAUCCAGCACUAUGAGAUACUGAAGAAGAGAAUUUAGCAUUAGGACAUCUAUGCAUUUAGUGGUCUAACUGCACAAAAACCUGUAAACUGUACUUAGUCAUCUCAUGUUUUGUCAAGACAUUAAACCAUCUUAGUUCUGAGGUGUGAAGUAAAUUACAGUACAAUGUAUGUAACCUAGAAAUGUGUAUUCUCCUGAAGACCUAGAAGAUGUAAACAGGUGGAUUGCCUGAAUUAGCCAAGAAUCUGGUGAGAACCCCAAAGCCACGGUUUAACAUUUGACCUGGGUAGAAAAGCGAAAAGAGAAAAGGAAAGCAAGUAAAGACCGCUGACCAGUUUAACUGUGCAAUCCUGGAACACGUUAACGAGAAUCCGUUUUAACGUAGUGAAUUUCUAAGUGUCGUUUUCCGUGCUGUGGGAACGCUCGAUUGGACAUAACUGUCGGUUUAGUUGGGUGUCCUAAUGUUUUGAUUCCUUCAUAACUGAACGAAAGGGUUUUUAGUCUGGUUAAAAUCCCAUCUGAACUGAUGGUGCCCUUUUUUUUUUCUCCCAUAAGCUACCAUCGGCUCUCAAACACGACUGCCCUUUUCUCAUUUUCUCCAUAUUUGUUUGUCCAAUGAUAGAUAUGUUGUAAUCACUUCCACGUUUCAGUUGUGCCUUUGCAAUUGAAAGUCUGCUUAGUCUAUUCCAAAUGCACUAUUGGACUUCAGUGGGUUUCAGAACCCAGGCCUCCUGUUGGGUUUUCCUUGUUUUUAAAAAAAGAACUAGUAAAAUAAACUUAACUGAGGGGUUUUAACAUUAGAGUAAAUAGAGAUGCCAGCUGUUAAGCUUUCUCUUUUUCAAACGAUCAUGCAAUUAGAACCAACCCUGAGGGGUGUGAUUUAUCUUUCGAAGCAUAUGAGGAUUUCUUGAGAAACGUCACUGGAACUGUCCCCACGUCUUUGGCGUCCCUGUUUAUAAAAACAAAGCAAAGCUCCAGUCCCAGAAUCUUUAAAGGCCACUCUUUCCAACGACAGCCGGAGUGUGCAUUUUACAAAAGAAGAAUGAAUUUGCAUACAGUAAUACCGUCUUCAAAACAAAAAAAUUGUCCAGCAUGUAAGCACAUAACUAAUUUUAAAACAAACUGACUUUCUUCAAGAAAAGUGACUAAUGCUUCAAAAAUGACGUGUGUUAAAUCAAAUAAAGGCCUUUAUUAAUAUUCCACUAUUAGUAGCAAGCUGUUGACUGAAGUUGAAGAUCCCGCCUAAUUUCUUCUGCAUGUGACUUUAGCUUUAGGAAAAAAAUGCAAAGGUAAUACAUACUUGUGGAAAGAAAAAGGUGGGUUAUAUUUUUAAUGACCCAUUAUGAAUUCCCUUAAAUAUCCCUCAAAUUUUGCAUCGUAUGGCUUUAGAAUUCCAUCUUAUUUAACAGACGGUCCUCCGUAACCCUGAUGAAAGUGUUUUGAAUUAAGAUGAUCAAGUUGUACGUACUGUACUUAAAUCAUCAUCAGCGUGUCUUUAAACAUAUCUACAGAGGAAAUUUGCCAUAGAAAAGAUGAGGUGCAACUAGGUACACUUGGAUAUUUUCUUUGUCAGUUCAUAUACUCUGUGUAUAAAAAGCUUAUUUUGUUAUUGUUGUGAAAAGGAUCUAUAAUGGAAAAUACCUUUAUGGAGGUGUAGAACUCAUUUGGGGGAAAAAAACGCUUCUGAGUCGAAGCUAAACUUUCUGUAGUAAAGACUAUAACCAUGUUACACUCCUUUUAAGACACCCUGCGUAUAUUCUUGGAAAUGUUGCUCUAAAUUCUCUGGUCCAGGACCACAGCCUCAACUGGGUGUGCGAGACCAUUGGAUGCUGGCUAAAAAUGGAAUAAAUAAAUGAUGGCUCCUUUUGAUUUUUUUUUGAAGUGCUCCAUGCAGUUAAUGUUCCUACUCUGAGGCGAUAAACGGCCUCCCCAAAUACCCUCCCGAAUUGGAUCGGAAAUUAACUGUGGCUGAAAUGUAGACUGCAGAACGUGCCUCGAACCAGGCCCAUCAUGUGUCCAACUUGCGUGUGAAUUUGCGGGGAGCUUCUACUGUUGUAUGGUACUCUCCCAAGCGCUCAGUGCAGUGCUCUGCUCACAGUAAGCACUCAAUAAAUAUGAAUGAUUAAUUGGCAGGACUGCGAAAUGUAUCGAAGAGGGUACGCGCGCCGUGUGUGUGUAUGUUGGUGUUGAGUGACUGCAUUAUUCUCCACGUAGCCUCAUUUUUUUUAAUUUUUUUUUUAAACUCCCCAAUUCCUUUAUCGUGCAGCCGGGAGGAUAUACUGAAGUCACCAAACUCACUUCUCUCGUUCUGAAUGCCGCUCCGUAGAGAAAGCUAUCGAGUAAAUUAGUCGUGCGCACGUACAUCGUUGUGAAACCUAAAGAGCCGUUACUCUUUCAACCUCGUAAACUUUUGACACUUUCAGAUCCGACCCGAACCUUCGUAAAGGUUUUGGAAACUCCAGCCCUCUGUACCGUGGGGCUGGUUGGAGGUGGACUUGGGUUUUCAUGUUAAUUUCUCCCCGAACCUGAGCGCCUGGAAUUCCUACCACGGUCGGUCAGGGCAGAUUUGAGAAAUCGUCGGUUUCAUGUGAGCGGCGCGGCCCUGUCAGUUGGUUUCCAGCCAGGGUCCUGUGAUAGUGGUGAUUGCAGGUGUUCCUUGUUUGGAACAUUCUCAGUGUCAUUGUAACCUGCCAGAUCAGUAGGGACCCCGCGACGCUGCUCUGUCCUUUAACUCCUAAAAGAAAGCACACCGAAACCUUAUCUGCUGAGUAGGAAUGUUAAUUUUGGAAUAAACAGCCAUUGAACAUGUAUGCUAAAGCUCGGGACCAGGGAAAUGUGCAUUCAUCAUUCUGUGUCCUUACACCUUUCCCCUUGCGCUCCCCUGUUUCAGGAACCAUUCUUCUCAAAGCAAAAUGGAACUCCGUCAUUUUUUCUAAGAUUUAAAUAGAAGCGUUUAUUGGGUGCCUUUGUUUGUAAACCAAAAAUAAUAAAUGAAUCCCUAGAA
Tachyglossus aculeatus (Australian echidna) is the source of this 4615-nucleotide messenger RNA. It is a transcript of the gene FAR1, whose product is annotated as fatty acyl-CoA reductase 1. Lineage: Eukaryota; Metazoa; Chordata; Mammalia; Monotremata; Tachyglossidae. Bases 80 to 1636 code for a protein of 518 amino acids. Gene Ontology annotation, molecular function: alcohol-forming very long-chain fatty acyl-CoA reductase (NADP+) activity. The transcript is spliced from 12 exons. Gene Ontology annotation, biological process: long-chain fatty-acyl-CoA metabolic process. Gene Ontology annotation, cellular component: peroxisome. The record is from RefSeq and is a predicted model, not a curated record.